AGAGCCAGGCUUCCGGGCCCCGCCCCGCUGUGCCCCGCCCCCACGGCGCAGGCGCCGAUUGGCCAGCGCGGCUGCAGGGCGGGGCCCAUCCUUAAAGGGGCGGGAGCUAAGGGGGACCCGAGGCGGCGGCGGUGAUGCCGCGUGGCCGCGCGUGGGUUGCUUCUACAUCUCUCUAAUGCCCGCCCCUGGUCCCAAACCCAUGGAGCCCGCGCGAGACUACCCGCUGUUCGGGGGCGCCUUCUCCGCCGCGCUCCCUCCCGGGGCCCUUGACGUAAGCGACCUCCGACCGGUCCCGGACAACCAGGAAGUUUUCUGCCACCGCGUGACGGACCAGAGCCUGAUCGUGGAACUUCUGGAGCUCCAGGCCCACGUGCAGGGAGAGGAGGCUGCGCGGUACCACUUUGAGGACGUGGGCGGGGUGCAGGGGGCUAGGUCUGUGCAGGUGGACAGUGUGCAGCCCCUCCUUUUGGAGAACCUGGCUCUGAGGAGCUGCUGUCAAGAAGCCUGGGUCCUGUCUGGCAAGCAGCAGGUAGCUAAAGAAAACCACCAGGUAGCAAAGGAUGUGAGAGUGCACCAGGCUUUGCUGCGGCUGCCCCAGUACCAGACUGAUCUCCUGCUCACCUUCAAUGAUCCCCCGUUAUCUCUUGGUCCUGAAAAUCUGUCACUUCCGCCCUGGAGCCUGGGUGACUUCGAACAGCUGGUGACCGGUCUGACCCUUCACGACCCCAACAUCUUUGGUCCCCAGUAAAGAUGCUGAAACACUGCGUGAAGUUGCUCUAGUACACGGGGACCUCAUUCUUCAAGGGAAACAAGGGGUUGGACACAUACCCCUAAUUCCUUCCCUGUGCAUAAACAUGAGACACCUGUCUGCAGAAAUAAACUGGCUUUAUAAUCAA
Mustela erminea (ermine) is the source of this 896-nucleotide messenger RNA. It is a transcript of the gene RANGRF, whose product is annotated as RAN guanine nucleotide release factor. Gene Ontology annotation, cellular component: nucleus. Gene Ontology annotation, biological process: protein import into nucleus; heart contraction; regulation of sodium ion transmembrane transporter activity. Gene Ontology annotation, molecular function: guanyl-nucleotide exchange factor activity; small GTPase binding; transmembrane transporter binding. The record is from RefSeq and is a predicted model, not a curated record. Bases 176 to 748 code for a protein of 190 amino acids. Lineage: Eukaryota; Metazoa; Chordata; Mammalia; Carnivora; Mustelidae. The transcript is spliced from 5 exons.